Prunus avium (sweet cherry) is the source of this 870-nucleotide messenger RNA. RefSeq names its product RING/U-box superfamily protein. Gene Ontology annotation, molecular function: ubiquitin-protein transferase activity; zinc ion binding. NCBI's taxonomy places the organism in Eukaryota, Viridiplantae, Streptophyta, Magnoliopsida, Rosales, Rosaceae. Gene Ontology annotation, biological process: protein ubiquitination. The record is from RefSeq and is a predicted model, not a curated record.
AUGGAGGGAACAUCAAGCUCUGGUGAAGCUCUUGAUUUGGUGGAUGAGUUCUACUUUUCAGCUCUUCAUGAUGAGGAAGAAGUAUUUCCCAUCUCAGAUGAGAAAUAUGCACAAGAAUUGCAGCUGCAAGAAGCCCUCAUGUCCUCUGCAAUCUCUUCAAUAACUCCCAAAAUUUCUACUCAACCCCCCAAUAGAGAGGAAGAUGUUGAAACCCCCAUGAAAAAUCAGAAGGGGAAGGAAAAAGAAACUGGCCAAUCCUCUGAAACUUUCUGCUUGAUCUGCAUGGAUGUAAAAUCAACCCAAGAAAUGUUCACAAACACUGGCUGCAACCACUCAUUUUGCACUGAUUGCAUUGGAACAUAUGUUGGGACUAAAAUUCAGGAAAACAUUUCAAUGGUGAAGUGUCCUGAUGUGAAGUGCAAAGAAGUGCUGGAGCCACAAUCAUGCCGAUCUAUUAUUCCCAAGGAAGUGUUUGAUAGGUGGGAAAAUGCUCUCUGUGAGUCUCUGGUUUUGGGGUCUCAGAAAUUUUACUGCCCUUUUAAGGACUGUUCUGCUUUGCUGGUGGAUGAUGGAGGAGAGGUUGUGACUGUCUCCGAGUGCCCGAAUUGUCGGAGACUGUUCUGUGCUCAGUGCAAGGUUGCAUGGCAUGCUGGGAUUGACUGUGGGGAGUUUCAGAACUUGAAUGAGAAUGAGAGAGAGAAGGAAGAUAUCAUGGUGAUGGAGCUUGCAAAGAAGAAGAAUUGGAGGAGGUGUCCCAGAUGCAACUUCUUCGUGGAAAAGACUGACGGCUGCUUACACAUUACAUGCAGUUGUAUUUUGGGGGUUUUCUAUGCCAUAUUAUGUGAUAAAAAUCUUGACUGUACAUCAUGA